Messenger RNA from Scylla paramamosain (green mud crab), 2788 nucleotides. RefSeq lists its product as uncharacterized. The transcript has 2 exons. The record is from RefSeq and is a predicted model, not a curated record. Gene Ontology annotation, cellular component: mRNA cleavage and polyadenylation specificity factor complex. Lineage: Eukaryota; Metazoa; Arthropoda; Malacostraca; Decapoda; Portunidae. Bases 434 to 2611 code for a protein of 725 amino acids.
UCUCUCUCUCUCUCUCUCUCUCUCUCUCUCUCUCUCUCUCUCUCUCUCUCUCUCUCUCUCUCAUCCCAUGCAUGAUAUGAUAAUAGCACGUAAACACUUAAGAAAAGAAUAACUAGCAACUCAUUCGUACACUAACAUUAAUAUAGAACUAACUAGUAAGUGUGACACACAAACACGACUGACGUAAUCCACUUUUGGGAGAAUUUCUGAGUAAUACGGAAGUGGCUGUGAAAUAUUUGAGGAGCGGUGGUAUAUCUUAUAAAGGCUUUCGUUUUGGAGCCAUGCCCUUUCCUAUGUUGCAAUCCGUCGAAUCAAACGACUGUUCAUUGUAUUAUCAAGGGAAGCAGAGGGCGUUAGCAGACUCGACCCUCCCAGUAGGCAAGUGAAGUGUACUUUUGCACAACAGCGAAGCAAACUACAUGCAGAGAGCGCCAUGGAGUAUGCCGCCAUGCUCAGUUCGCCGGACCUGGUGUUAGGCCUGCGCGACCUGCUGGCGGACAGCGACGUGGCGGUGGUGAAGCGCACCGUGCGGGUGUUCGCUAAUGUGUACCGCCACGCGCUGCGGCUGCUGGCGGCGGGCGAGCUGGACGAGGCCACCUUCCAGGCCGCGUGGCCCUCCAUGGCGGGCGUGGCCGACCACAUCCUGGGCAUGCUGGCCACAGCGGAGAACGAGGGCAUCACCGUGCACGUGGUGCGCUUCCUGGAGGCGGCGCUGGUGGCGCACCUCAUGAGUGACGUGAGCCGCUUCCCUGAGGUGGCGGCGCACGCCCCCAAGAUGAUCGCCAAGGGCGUUGCGGCGCUCACAGACCUCAUUUCCACGCCCUACAUCGGCGGGUCGGCCUUCCUGGUGGCGAUCCGCGCCCUUAUCACCGUGGCGUGCUACAAGCCUGACCUGUGGACGCCCGUCACCAACCUCAUCGAGCGCCAGAUCGCCUCGCCGCCGCCCACGCUCUUCGACCACAACGUGCGCUCCCUCCACAAGACGCUGCAGAGGAACCUCUUCCGCCUGCUGCGCCGAGCAGACUCCCCCGCGCUGCGCAGCCAGCUCAUCGAGAUGAUGGUGACGGUGGGCGUACCUCGCCGCAUGCUGUCUCAGUGGGCGCCGCCUGCCGAGACCCGCAAGCGUCCUGCGCAGCCCCAGAGUGAAGAAUCCAUCACAGGGCGCACCACGCCGCCUACCAAAAGGGCCCGCCAGGAGGACGACGACGAGGCAGGGAGAGCCGCGCCCCGCGAUCCCAGGGACGCCCGUGCCUCCCGCGACCCCCGCGACCCGCGCCUUAACGGCCACCUCAGGGAUCCCCGGGAGCCCCGCGAUCCGCGCACCGCCAUGCGGGGUGACCCACGCAAGAGUCCCCCGCAGGAUCCCCGUGUAGGAGCCCCGGGACAAGACCCGCUGCCCUACAACCCCAGGUCGAGGCCCAACUCGCCCCCCGCCUCAAGCAGCACCCCGCCUGAGGCGCAGCCCGCUGCCGCCGCUGCCACCGCCUCGCGCCCCGACAAGAAGGAGAUGUCCAACUUUGAGUUUCUGAAGAGCCUGAUCAGCACCAAGAAGAAGGCGUCGUCGUCCUUCCUGGAGAAGUGCACGGAGAAGGAGCGCGCGCUGUACGAGCGUCUGGACCACCCCAGCGUGGUGCGCCUCGUGCUGUCCUGCCUGGAUAGCGUUCCCGACUCGCCGCCCGAGGACCUGCUGGCCAAGCUGGGCCGCACCUCUGGGGACGUGACAGGCAUCAGGGAGCAGCUCACCUCCCUGUUGGCGCCGCACAUCCACGCAGACUUCAUCAGCAGCCUGGCUGACGACGAGGGCAGCGCGCCCCCGUCGCGUCCCUCCUCCAACUCAUCGGCAUUUUCCGCUCGCGGCACGCCCAGCCACAGCGAGGCCUCGCCGCCCUCCCCGCCCUCCUCCGCGCGUUCCACACCCUCAGACCCCGCUCAGGUGUGCCACUCAGACGUGGACCUGCGACACCUGCUGAACCGCGGCUUCCGCACCACCGGCGACGUGGACAUGCGCGACACCAGACACCUGCUGCCCCGCGAGCCGCCCGUCACCGAUCCCGCGGAGGCACCGCGCGCUGACCCUCGCCCCGCCAUCGCUACCAGCACCAGGCUGGACCCCAGGAUCGCCAUGCCUGACCCACGCCGCGCCGAGCACGAGCGCGGCGAGGCGCCCCGGGGCGGCCUGGACCCCCGCAUCACGCAGGCGUACACCAAUUCUCACGACCCCAUGGUGGGGCGCGGCGGCCCUUUCAUGGAAGGCUCGCGCCCCCAGUACAUGGCAGGCCACCCGCCGCCUCCACACGGCUACAUGCCCAGCGGGCCCCACGGCUACAUGGAAGGCGGACGGCCGCCCUUCAUGGAGGGCGGCGGCGGCAUGGUAGGCAUGCGGCACGGCUUCGACAUGCCGGGCUACGAGGGGCAGUACCCCACGCCGCACAUGGGCGGCCCCAUGGGCGGCCCGCAGGACUUCAUGGGACCCCGGGGAAUGAUGGGUGGUGGCCCACGGGGCAUGGGCGGCCACUGGCAAGGGGGCGGCGUUCCCCACAACAGGAUGGGAGUCAUGAUGCCACUCAUGAACGGCGGAUCGGGCAUGUUCUCCCCGCCCAUGCACCUGUGACAGCCCCGCCCCGCGCCCGCGCCCCGCCUUUUGUACCUUUUCAAUACAUGAUGCCACACAGCCCGCCUUUCCUGCCCCUAGCCAUUCCCCCGCCCUGCACUCACUUCCUGGGAGAGAGAGAGAGAGAGAGAGAGAGAGAGAGAGAGAGAGAGAGAGAGAGAGAGAGAGAGAGAGAGA